UUACCGCCAUUUGACUGGGAAGACUUUCGACGCCGAUACAGGGCAGAUCUCAAGCAGGUCGACGCCGACGAGACGAGCCUUCUGGACGACUUCGACAAAUUAGCUCAGUCAUUUGUAUUCUGGUCCGACACUGCUGCUAACCGAGAUAAUCUCAGAGCUGCCAAACGCCUUUGCACCCGUGAAAAAUAUGUCGACCUUGCCGAAGAGGCUUUGGCGGAAAAGCAACGAAGAUAUGUUCAAGUUGUUGGUGCUUUCAAGCAAGCUCUCGAGAUGCUG
Mollisia scopiformis is the source of this 276-nucleotide messenger RNA. RefSeq lists its product as uncharacterized. Lineage: Eukaryota; Fungi; Ascomycota; Leotiomycetes; Helotiales; Mollisiaceae. The record is from RefSeq and is a predicted model, not a curated record. The transcript has 4 exons. The annotation marks the transcript as partial.